Cannabis sativa is the source of this 4260-nucleotide messenger RNA. RefSeq names its product ent-kaurene synthase TSP4, chloroplastic. Bases 805 to 3222 code for a protein of 805 amino acids. Lineage: Eukaryota; Viridiplantae; Streptophyta; Magnoliopsida; Rosales; Cannabaceae. Gene Ontology annotation, cellular component: chloroplast. Gene Ontology annotation, molecular function: magnesium ion binding; terpene synthase activity. The transcript has 16 exons. Gene Ontology annotation, biological process: gibberellin biosynthetic process. The record is from RefSeq and is a predicted model, not a curated record.
AUUAUUAUAGACUAUAGAAUAUAUGUCUGUUUGCUUGUCCUUGUCACACACGGGGUUAAAAUACGCACGCAGACCAUCAUGUACAUUUUUGUCAUCGGCUUCUUGAUUGAUAAAUGUUUCCAUAUAGAUAACAAUCUGUUCUGUAUGAACUAUCAUGAAUUUUGUUUUGAAACGGCUAUCUUUAUUUCAAUUUCAAAAUACAAACCAUGCAUUGCAUAUGCGCAUAUAUCAAAUAUGUGUUGUGAUUCAUUUGUAACCGUAAUACUAUAGUGUGAAAAUUUUAUUGUCAAGAUCCUUUGUAGUGAGAAGUAGGUUAAAAGAGCAUACCGCAACAGAGGGUUGCUUGCUGUUCCUUUGACUCGUAAGGUGGUGCUUGAUAUAUUCCUUAGAUUUUAGUUUCACGAAUGUAUUUGGCGCUGUUCGAGAAAAUGUCACAAUCAGAAGUUUGCUUUCUGGGAUAGUUAUGAAAAUGAUUGGCCUUUUGUUAGAGAGAGUCCUUGCUGUUUCGCAUAAAUAUGUGAAUUACUGGGUACACUAGUUGGUAGUACUCAAAGACCCACAAAACUCUUUUACGUGUUUUCAGGUGCUCCCUGUUUUUGAUGACUCUUACGGUAAAUUAUUGAGUGUCACAGGAAGAUCUGAUUCAUUUAUUUGUUUAUGCUGUGAACUGGAACUGGUGUUUGAUUUUCAUUUCUCGAGGGAGAGUAUUCUGCAGAUUGAUAAACUCUAAAUAGCCAAUUGCUUUAAUUAUUUUCACUUAUUUUUAUAGUGACUGCAACACUCAAUCAUUCUGAGACAACAAUCAUGUCUCAUUCAUUGCAUUCCAACAUUAGGUGCUCCUCUUCUUCUUCCUCAUCAGCUUCUCCCAUACCAAGACUAAAUGGUGCAAGGAAAAGCAACAUAGCUGUUUUGAAGUUUGAGGAGACCAAAGAGAGAAUAAAGAAGAUGUUCAAUAAUGUUGAACUCUCUGUCUCGUCUUAUGACACUGCCUGGGUGGCAAUGAUCCCUUCAAAUUCUGGGCAGCACCCUUUCUUUCCUCAAUGUGUAAAUUGGUUACUAGAGAAUCAGCACUCUGACGGUUCAUGGGGUCUUCCUCAUCGUCAUCCUUUGCUUAUGAAAGAUGCUCUUUUAUCUACUUUAACUAGUGUACUUGCAAUGAAGCGAUGGGGUGUUGGCGAAGAACAAAUAGACAAGGGCUUGUCUUUCAUAGAGGAAAAUAUAGCUUCAGCCAUUGAUGAGAAGCAAUGUUCACCUAUUGGAUUUGAAGUAAUAUUUCCUACAAUGAUUGAUUAUGCCAAAAAAUCAGAUCUGAAUAUUACUCUUGAGCCAUCCAAUCAUAAUGACCUAGUUCAUAACAGAAAGGUUUCACUUGAAAGAGCCUCAGGAAGCUACUCAGAGGGUCAUGAAGCAUACUUAGUGUACAUUUCAGAAGGUCUUGGAAAGCCACUGGAUUGUGAAAGAGUCUUUAAGUACCAAAGGAAAAAUGGUUCUCUGUUUAAUUCUCCAUCCACCACAGCUGUUGCUUUUACAAACCAUGGGAAUGCUGACUGUCUUAAGUAUCUCUGCUCUGUUGUAGACAAGUUUGGAAGUGCAGUUCCAACAGUAUAUCCUCUAGAUAUUUAUGCUCGUCUCUCAAUGGUGGACAAUCUCCAAAGGUUGGGGAUAGAACGAUUUUUCAAAGAGGAAAUCAGAAGUGUACUGGAUGAAACAUACAAAUAUUGGCUGCAAGGAGAGGAGUGUGUUCUCUUAGAUGCUUCCACCUGUGCAAUGGCAUUUCGUUUAUUGCGUGUUAAUGGAUAUGAUGUAUCUUCAGAUCCAUUAAUUCGAUUUUCAGAAGAUUAUAUAUUCAAUUACCUUGGAAAUCAUACGAAGGAUAUAGAUGCUAUCUUGGAAAUAUUUAGAGCAUCCGAGAUCAUCAUACACCCAAAUGAAUCAAUCUUGGAGAAGCAAAAUUUCUGUACAAGUCAUUUUCUAGAACAAGAGUUAUUCAGCAUUUCAACUAGGGGAGAUAAACUCAAUAAAAAUAUUGGCAAAGUGGUAAGUGAAGCUCUUAAGAUUCCUUUCUAUGCAAACUUGGAACGACUAGCAAGUAGAAGAGCCAUAGAGUACUAUGACACUGAUAGUACGAGGAUUCUGAAAACUUCAUAUUGUUCCUCAAAUGUUCGGAGCAAGGAUUUCCUAAUAUUAGCAGUUGAAGACUUCAACAUGUGCCAAUCAAUACACCGUGAAGAACUCAAGACUCUUUCUAGGUGGGUUGUAGAGAAUAGGUUGGACAAGCUAAAGUUUGCUAGGCAGAAGCUGGCAUACUGUUACUUUUCUGCUGCUGCUACUCUUUCUUCUCCUGAAUUAUCUGAUGCCCGCAUAUCAUGGGCGAAAAAUGGGGUACUUACUACAGUGGUUGAUGAUUUUUUUGAUGUUGGAGGUUCAGAAGAGGAACUAGUAAACCUCAUUCAAUUGUUGGAAAAGUGGGAUGUAGAUGUCAGUGUUGAUUGUUUCUCGGAGCAAGUUGAAAUUAUUUAUUUAGCACUUCAUGGCACAAUCUCUGAAAUUGGAGAAAAGGCGUUCGUGUGGCAAGGACGUAGUGUGACAAAUCACAUAAUAGAGAUUUGGCUGGAUUUGCUCAAGUCCAUGUUGAAGGAAGCUCAAUGGUUGAAAUACGAGACCGUCCCAACAAUAGAUGAGUAUAUGAAAAAUGGAUACAUAUCAUUUGCCUUAGGACCUAUAGUCCUUCCAGCACUUUACUUAGUUGGACCUAUGCUUUCUGAGGAUGUUACAAGACAUCCUGAGCUCCAUUAUCUAUAUAAACUCAUGAGCACUUCCGGACGACUUCUCAACGAUAUCCACGGCUUCAAGAGAGAAUCCAAAGAAGGGAAACUGAAUAUAGUGUCAUUAAGCCUACUGGCGCGUGGUUUUGGCUCUGGUUCUUCUUCUGAAGAAGAGAUCAUUAAUGAAAUGAAAAGUGCUGUAAAUGGUAAGAGGAGAGAAUUGCUGAGGCUAGUUUUUAAGGAAAAAGAUAGCAUUGUUCCAAGAGCUUGCAAGGACUUGUUCUGGAAAAUGAGCCAAGUGUUGCACCUAUUUUAUGCCAAUGACGACGGAUUCACCUCAAAUGAGAUGAUCAAUGUCGCAAAAGCAAUAAUUGAGGAGCCCAUAAUUGAAAAUAAAUUAAGGUCAAGUGAAGAAGGUUGUGCAAGUGAAGAAAUUUCAAAUUGGGCAAAGAACUAAGUUUGCGGUGGAAAAGUUAUAUUCAGUUGCUAUAGCAACGGUCCAACAAUAAUAUUUGGUAGCAAACAUAUCAAGCGGUAGCAAGAGUUUUGUUAUUGGGGUUUGAAUGACUAUUGGUCUAAUAAAAAGGAACACGUGAGAAAAUUUUUAAUGAGGCAAUCAUUUGGUAUGAUUUUCUUUUCAGACAAAUCAUUGGGCUUGUACUUAGUUUUGCCUCUUGUGGAUCAAGGACAGAUGAGUGGAUAAACAAAGUUCCCAAUCUCAGUCAUUUAAUCAAUUAGUUAUGAGACUUAGUUCUUUAGUCAACUGGGGCCCUCUUAGAUUAGUCAGCCAGCCCAAUACCUCAUUCCUUAGCCCAAUAUUCAACCCUACCAACCAAUUCACCAUCUUCACUCCAAUCACUAUCCCAGCCGCCUCCAUCACUCACGGUUCACCCUCACCAGCCACCAUAACCACCGCCAUUCGACCGAACUCAGAAACCUGAACCCAUAACAGUCUCACCCAAAGCCAUCAUCACCCAAAUCGCACUCUUGAGCACUCUUACCCUUACGAGCACUCUUGAGUCGGCGCAAGACAUCCUCCCUCUCCUCAGUGGCUUUAGCCAACUGCGCAAGCAUAUCAUCUUCCUGUCCUAUAACCUCAUUAAGUGCCAACAAGAAUUCCACCUCGUAAUCUCCAUGGGUUGCGAGAGCCUCCGCCGCUUGCCUUUGAGCAUCUUUGGCCAUGCUAAGUUCAUUUUUUAACUGCCAAAUGUGAUCCACAUGGGAGGCCACCAAAGUAGACAAACGAUCCUCUCUGCCUUGGUGGACUCCAAGUCGCCCAAAAGAGUUUGGUAGUUGGAGGAGAAACUGAAAGCUCCACCUUGUGAAAGCACUUCUUGAGAUGCAACUGCCAUCUACAAAGGGAUGGCCAAACAAGGGAAGAAGUUAGAAGUAAAAAAAUAUAUAAUAACACUAACAUAAUGACACAGAUAUAAAAAAGAGAGAUUUGAAAGAAACAGUAAUUUUUUUUAGAGAGUGAAGGUUGUAAGGUUUUUAC